Molecule: messenger RNA, 952 nt
Organism: Nicotiana tabacum (common tobacco)
Lineage: Eukaryota; Viridiplantae; Streptophyta; Magnoliopsida; Solanales; Solanaceae
Source: RefSeq, a predicted model, not a curated record
UUGUCAAUUCAAUACAGAGAAAAUUUCCACAAUCCCUUCUGUCUUCUUUCAAACUCUUGGCAACUUAUUCCAUUCUUCCAUUAAAUCUGUUAUCCUCUUUCGCCAUCUCCAAAGUUAGCAAGGAAAAUCUGCAUAAGUUUUCAUCGAUAUAUGACAACAUCCAUUCUUUUGCAAAGUUCAACAAGUAUAAGCCAUGCCUGCUGGUCCCGUUACAGGUAUCAUAGUAUCUCUUUAUACCCUAUUUUUAGCUUUAAAAUCUUGAAAAAUAAGGAUGUUAGCAGCUUUGGAGAUCAUCAUAAUAGCUUGUCAUUUCUUGGAUCCAGAAAAGGACUUUUAACAAGUGACAAAAUUAAAAGGAAGUUUGUGGUGAGCAGCAAUGGUCAACCAGGAGGUCCCUUACCUUCUCCACCCUCUUCAAAUCCCUUUAAUGGCUGGCUGAUAGGAAUUCUGCUAUCAAUAAUUUUACCCUUCUUCCGCAACAAAUGGGGGUCAUUAUUGCAACUUAAAAAUACGGUGGAAGAUGUAAUAGAAACAGUAGAAGAAGUAGAAGAAGUAGUAGAGGAUGUGGAGAAUGUGGCUGAGAAAGUAGACAAAGUGGCUGAAGAAAUUGGGAAAGAUUUGCCAGAAGGCCAACUCAAAGAUACUCUCAAAGCUGUAGAAAAUUUCUCAGAAGAAACAGCCAAGUUUGCUCUUGCAGCUGGAGAUAUUAUUGAUAAGGUACAAGACGUGGAGCUUAUAGCUGAGAAUAGAGUGAAGUCGUUGGUCGAAUCCGUCACAGAUGAAGUCAAUAAGUCUACAAUAUCUAAAAUAGAAAAUAUUCUAGAUAUAAACUCAAAGAAAUAACUCAAUUAAUAUAUAGGAUAAUCUGCGACCAAAUUCUUGUGUAAGUAACUCCAUAUAUUCUCAUGUACUUCUUGAUCACAUUAAGAUUUAUUUUGCUUUCUUUAUGUUC